CAGUGACCUUGUUUAGCCAGGAAAUUUGUUCAUUUUUGGAGUCAUGAAGUGCUCGAGUAGUGAUAGUGAGUGCAAAGACCAUGACAGACAAGAAAUAAAUACAGAACAUCUGGAAAAAUUUACGAAAAUGGUGCAAAAUGCAUCAAUAUUGGCAAACAGGUUAUCAUCUAGUGAACUUGUGUCAGCAUUCCAGGUUUCAUUUCAUCUGAUGGAGAAAAUUAGUUAUGUAAUACUCAACAUGUGUACAUCUUCAAAAAAUGGAACUGAGAAAUUCACAGGCUUCCAAACGCCUUGGAAGUAUCCGUCUUAUCUACAUUGCAUGAUAAACAAUGAUUCGCCGAUUGGCUUUUUCUCGAAAACACAAUCCCUUAGUGAAAAUGAUGAUUUCGAAGUAACCGACCAACAAGAAUCACAACUUAAAGUGGUCGUUGAAGAAGAAGAAGAUGAAGGAGACACGGACGAAAAUCUAUGUGACUCUGGCAUCGCUUCAAAUCGUGAUGGAAAUCUUAGAACAGAAUCCACCAAUUCUAAUUCUUCUUGUCAAAAACUUAGUCCAAUGAAUGAAAACCAUUAUUCAAACAACUAUUCAAAUAAAUGUCUUUCUUCUCCGAUUACAAAUACAUCCAGUGUAAUUGAUGUUGAUGAGAAUUAUUCAAUGAUUGUUGAUAAAUGUGAUAAUGUCGAUGAAGAAGAAGAACCAGAAGUAUCUAGAACAACACCAACAUCUGAAAUAAUCGAUAAUAAUGACAUUAAACAGAUAAAUAUGGCGGUAAAUAACUCUAAAAUUUACUUAAAAAAUCGAAAUUCAACAACAACAACAACAAUUCGAAAAGCUACAACUACAAAUCAUGAUAAACAAUUUGAUGAUGAACAUGUAUCGUCUUUGGAUAUUUCAGAUCAACAUAAUAAUAAUAAUAACAAUGGUGAUAAUAACGAUCAUAACAAUUCUGCAGAACUGUAUGAUUCUCAAACCACCACCACCACCACAACAACAACAACAACCACGAAUAGAUUUCAUGUUGAUUCAAAACGUUGGCGUUUAACUAGUGCUGAUAAAUUAAAUACACUAAUUGAUGAAUGUGAACGUCAAAUCAAUGGCAGAAAAUUAUAUGUUUGUAAAUUUUGUGGAAAAAUUUAUGAAAUUAAAAGUAGUAUGCGUUAUCAUAUGAAAAUUAUUCAUUUACAAAUGCAUUUACGCACGACAGAAAUGCAAUGUCGUAUAUGCGGUAAACAAUUCACCUGUGUUAGUGCUGUUAAUCGUCAUCAAUCAAAGUGCAUUUUAUCGACAAAUAGUACCAACAAUAAUAAUAAUAGUAAUAAUAAUAAUGAUUCAAGAAUACACAACAACACUGUUUCAUCUAAUCAUUCAUCAUUUCACAAUUCAGUGGUAGUAGCAGCAGCAGCAGGAACGACAACAACCACAACACCACCAUCCUCUUUUAUGGAUAAUGAUGAUAUGCAUUCUCGUUUAUCUGUAAAUUCGUUUACUUCACAAACAUUGGAUCAUUGCAAUAAUAAUAAUAAUAAUGAUUUUAAUCAUCAUAACCAAACAUCUCUUAACAAUUCAAAUAUACUAAUGGAAUCAUUGAAUUCCGUGUCGAAAAAUUUUGCUAAUCUAGCCAAUUUUCCAAGUGCAUUUCAUAUACCCGAUACAACAACAACAUGUACAUCAACACAAUUAUUAAUAGAUCAGUCAAUAUCUAAACUAUGCCAUAAUAAUUCACAAACAACAAAUUUAAAUUUGCCAAAUUUUAUUCCAUCGUCGAAUUUCAUGAAUUUACCAAAUAAAUCAAAUUCGAAUAGUAGUAGUAGUUUAUCAUUUCAAUCAUUCAAUGAUAAUAGUAGCCAUGAUAAACAAUCCAUUUUAAAUUCAAUAAAUAAUCAUAAUCAUAUUAAUAAUCAUAAUCGUUCAAUAGAUUGUUUUAAUACUUCUUCACCACAAUGGAAUGCAUCAACUUGGUCAACAACAAUGCCUAAUUUAGGUUGUAAUUUCACUGAACUAACUCCGGCACAACUUGAUAUUUGUAUGAAAGCAGUUGUUCAAGGAAUUUGUUCCACUGUAGAACAAUGUAAUAAUAAUAAUAAUAAUACCACUACUAGUAGUACUAAUCAAGAGCUCAAUGAAUCUUUUCCUAUUCCAAUGGAUCCUGCAUAUCAACAAUCAGCAAUCGAUGAAACACAAUGGAAUGCUGCAUUGAAAAAUAAAACUUUAUCCAAUUUAACUGAAACACCAACAACUGACCGGACUUUGACUUCAUCACAAACAAAUGAAAUGGUCGCUAUGGAUUUAUCUUCACGUCCUCGUUCAGCCACACUGAUGAUUGAAUCAUUUUAG
This is a messenger RNA of Schistosoma turkestanicum, 2335 nucleotides long. NCBI's taxonomy places the organism in Eukaryota, Metazoa, Platyhelminthes, Trematoda, Strigeidida, Schistosomatidae. The record is from the annotation of a GenBank genome assembly.